Molecule: messenger RNA, 386 nt
Organism: Sphaeroforma arctica JP610
Lineage: Eukaryota; Ichthyosporea; Ichthyophonida
Exons: 1
Molecular function (GO): protein binding
Source: RefSeq, a predicted model, not a curated record
UGCUUCCAAACCUUACGCCUGUGGGCCGUCUCGCCGACUCCACCUAUACACUCCCCAGGAGGCGGAGAUGACACCAAGCUCCUGGUCAGUGCCACAGACGGCACAGUCUGUCUGUACUCUGUACGCCCCGACAGCGAUGACCUACUAUGUGAACGGAAGUGGUUGGCUCACAGUUCAAAGUAUCUACCUGCGACCGAGGCCUGGACUUGCACCUCAAACGCGUUUAACGGGGCUGUGGUGUACAGUGGCGGAGAGGAUGCCAAGUGGAAGGCGUGGGAUGUGCGAGACGGGUGUAUGCGACCGUUGUGGACUGCCAAUGCGCACGAGCAAGGGGUGUGUAGCAUGCAAGCGCAUCCGACGAUAGAGCACAUCCUGGCUACCGGGAG